GUUUACGAGGUGGCGCAUCAAUCGUUUUCGACAGUUUGACCUUCAAGUACUCAGUAACGUUCAUCGAUGGACGAUGUGGUUAUGAUUGUCCCUUCAUAUAACUUCGUCAAAUCAAUCCACAAGUCGCUAUCGGAAACAAAUAACAUCUCUUAUCUUAAACUUCUUACAGAUUCUCUACUGGUUCUUGAUGUGGGUCAAGAGUUUUCGUUAACGUUUGAGGAUAUUCAUGGUUUGAAAAUCAUCUUUUUGGAUACAUUUGUUGAAUGGACCUGCCAAUUUGCAUCUUCAAUUCCUCCUUCACUCAGUGACAACACUGGAGGGAUCCGCAUGGCUGGAAUAGUCAAUAACAUAGUAAUGGAGACGCUUGCCCUUAUUAAUGACAUUACAAAUGAAUUAAAAUUGGGAUAUUCCAAAGUACCUAAACCACUGAUGGAUUUCUCAAAUCACCUGAAGUUUUUGAUGAAAACUUCAUCUAGGCGUGCUUUUGGCUGGAUUGAUUAUUGUUGUAAAUUAAGAAGUUACUGUAGCAGAAUGUUACAUUGUAUCAAGUUCACAAAUACAUCUUUGUCUUCUGAAGAGGAUUUAGAGGAAGUUUUUGAACCGUAUUCGAAAAUCCCAAGCACCACUGAAAGCUUGAGUAUUUCAGCAUUAAAAACAUUAACUAAACGUGAAGUAAUGAAAGACACUGUUAAUAUUGAGGACUCAUUAAUCUCAUUGAAUAUUCAUAUGGAUUCAAACUUGUUCAGUAACAUUUACAGACUGGCAUAUGAUAAAAGCGGUAUUAUACAGAUCAUUCAACAGGUGCAAACAGAUUACCAGGAUCUAAAUAAAGCAGAUAAUAAAAACUUACCCAGUCUUGCCAACAUUCAACAACAUUUACUUAAAUUGUCAUCAGUUUUUAUUACUUUGGAUACUUUGAGGCGAUUCAGUGACGAAAUACCACCUGAACAACUCCAAACACCAGUAAUUUUAGCCGAUAGUAAGGGAUUGAAACAAACGCCUAUAAUUAAUGGUAAUGAAAACGCUGAUAUGAAUUGUGAACGAAAAGGAAGAAAAUUAGUUGAUAAAUAUUGCUUUGAACGAUUUUGUGGGCCAUCACCCUCAACAUCAAUGUGUACACCUGUCCCUGAAGAAAAGAAGAAAGUUCGGAAGUAUAUUAUCCGUCUUCCGAAAGAGGAAUGGAAAUCACACAAAACACCUUGGACAAUUGAAGAAUCUAUAGCAUUAUGGCAUGGAGUAAUGUAUGCUCCUGGUUCGAAAAGUUGGUCUCAAAUCUGGCAUCAAUCCUUUCGACAUAGUAAUCGUAGUCAAGUAAAUUUAAAAGACCGGUGGCGUGUAAUAGAUAAUAGUGAAACUAUUAAAAAUGUAAUUCGACAGGCGUAUGUUAGUUGGACAUCACAGUUUACAGAUGGAAAAGGCAGUCCAGUCAGAUAUAAUCAUUUACCAAUGCCAAUUAUUGUACGUACCUGUCAAUCAACUUAACCUUUGUAUUUUCUGAAUCUUAAUCGUUUAAAUGUGCAAUAUAUACAAAUAUUUUGUUAAAUUCAA
Messenger RNA from Schistosoma margrebowiei, 1548 nucleotides. NCBI's taxonomy places the organism in Eukaryota, Metazoa, Platyhelminthes, Trematoda, Strigeidida, Schistosomatidae. The record is from the annotation of a GenBank genome assembly.